AUGGCAGUGAUAAUAAACGCUAUCCUACAGGUCACACUGAUAACUAUUGUAAUUGUGGAACUCAUCAUUGGAAGCUUAGUAAAUGCAUUCAUGGCACUGGUGAACCUCCUGGACUGGGUGAAGAGAGGAAAGAUCUCUGCUGUGGAUCAAAUCCUCACUGCUCUGGCCAUCUCCAGAACUGCUUUUUUGCUUUCAUUAAUGACAAGUUUGUUGAUGACAUUACUGGACCCAGCUUCAUUGGAAAUGAGGAUAGUGAGAAGAAUGCAUCCUACUUCCUGGACAGUGACCAAUCAUUUCAGCGUCUGGCUUGCUACGUGCCUCAGCAUCUUUUAUUUUCUCAAGAUAGCCAUUUUCUCAAACUCCAUUUUUCUUGCCCUCAAAUGGAAAGCAACAAAAGUGGUAUCAUUGACAUUGAUGGUAUCUCUAAUAAUCUUGUUUAUAAACAUUAUAGUCAUAAAUAUAGUCACUGAUAGACCUAAAGUAAACACAUCUUACUGGUUUAGUUCAAAUAACACUUCAAGCAUUUAUGGGCUCUUUUUACUUACCAAUGCUCUGUUCACACUCAUCCCCUUCACUGUGACCUUGAUUACUUUCCUCCUGCUCAUCUUCUCCCUGUGGAGACAUCUGAAGAACAUUCGGCACAAUGCCAAAGGAUUCCGAGAUGUCAGCACUGCGGCCCACAUAAAGUCCCUGCAAAGUGUGGUGACCUUCCUGCUACUAUAUACCGUUUUUGUCAUGUCACUUCUUUUCCAGUCUUGGAAUCUUAACUCUCAACAAAUAAAUCUUAGUUUGAUGGUUUUUCGGAGUACAGCAAUAGCUUUUCCCUCGGGCCACUCAUGUGUCUUGAUUCUGGGAAACAGUAAGUUAAGGCGGGCUUCUCUUUCUAUGCUGUGGUGGCUGAGGUGUAAGUAUAAAUGUACAGAGAAUUGA
Molecule: messenger RNA, 930 nt
Organism: Cricetulus griseus (Chinese hamster)
Lineage: Eukaryota; Metazoa; Chordata; Mammalia; Rodentia; Cricetidae
Source: RefSeq, a predicted model, not a curated record